Tribolium madens (black flour beetle) is the source of this 1707-nucleotide messenger RNA. Its product is annotated as heat shock 70 kDa protein II-like. The transcript is spliced from 2 exons. Gene Ontology annotation, cellular component: cytoplasm. Gene Ontology annotation, biological process: protein refolding; cellular response to unfolded protein. The record is from RefSeq and is a predicted model, not a curated record. Gene Ontology annotation, molecular function: ATP-dependent protein folding chaperone; ATP hydrolysis activity; misfolded protein binding. Lineage: Eukaryota; Metazoa; Arthropoda; Insecta; Coleoptera; Tenebrionidae. The coding region runs from base 4 to 1545 and encodes 513 amino acids.
AAAAUGUCCGAAUUGGUUGUGGGAAUCGACUUGGGGACGACAAAUUCUUGCAUUGCCGUUGAAAAAAACGGCAGAAUCGAGGUAAUACCAAACCGGGAGGGCAAAAGAACGACACUUUCAUACGUUUAUUACGGGGAGAAUAACAUCCUUGUUGGUAAAACGGCCAAACACGAGGCUAGUGCCAAGCCUUCGAAUGGCAUUUACGAGAUCAAAAGACUGAUUGGGUGUCUGCACGACGACCCUGAAAUCGAGUCGGAGAAAAAAUCGCUGACUUAUGAAUUGAGUCGCGGCACAAAUGGGGAGAUCCUGAUCCAAGUGGAGCAAAAAUCGGGGAAAUUGCGCACUUUCCCCCCCGAGGAGGUGUGUGCUCGCAUCCUCCACCGGCUGAAAAUCGACGCUGAAACGCACCUCGGCCUGAAAGUGGGCAAAGCGGUGGUCACAGUCCCGGCCUAUUUCAACAAUAAUCAGAGGGCGGCGACCCGGGAUGCCGCCCGAAUCGCCGGUUUCGAGGUGUUGAAGCUCGUCAAUGAGCCAAGUGCCGCCGCUUUGGCCUACGUCCGCGAGAAUCGCAUCGAAAACGGACGAGUUAUCCUCAUUUACGACCUAGGUGGUGGCACUUUCGACGUGUCCAUUGUUCGGACUGAAAACGACACGAUUAAAGUGCUUUCAGUCGACGGUGAUACGCAUCUAGGCGGCCAGGAUUUCCUCAACCGCCUUGUCGAUUAUGUGGCCGAUUUCGUGCAAGCCAAACACGGGGUUCAAGUGCGCGAAAAUACACGUUUCAUGAUGAAUAUCGUCAAUUCCUGCGAGAAAACGAAGAAAAUUCUCACGACCGCGACCAAAACACUUAUCCCUUUGGAGUUUUCCGGGGUUUUUGACAAAUUGGAAAUCACCCGGGAGCAAUUCGAGGCACUCAACUCGGAUCUUUUCGCCAAAACGAUCAGAAUUGUUGAUAGUUGUAUCAAAAAUCGGAGGAUGAGUAGGGGGGAAAUCGAUGAGGUUUUGCUUGUUGGGGGCUCCUCGAGGAUUCCCCGGAUUGAGACCCUCCUCAGGGAGUAUUUUAAUAGGCCGAUUCGGCGGAAUAUCAACGCGGAUGAGGCCAUCGCCAUUGGGGCGGCUCUAGAAGCCCACCAUUUUACCAAAGGCCCCCAUGAGUCGCUCCUGAUCGACGUGUUGCCCCUCUCGAUUGGCACUGUCGUCGAUGAGGACACCAUCUUCUUCAAUUUUGCACGAAAUACGCCCCUCCCAGCCAAGUCCAAACACGUCCAUGUUUUCAAAAAUCGCAAACAAAAGAACUGUAUUUUGUCGGUCUACGAGGGGGGGCAUUUGGAUUGCAACAAAAACGUCCUUUUGGGGGCACACGAAAUCAAAUGGACCAAAACCACCAAAAAUCGAAACGUGGUUAUAACAAUGCAAGUCAACAAUUAUGGAAUUAUUUGGGUGACAGCCCGGGGGGAAUCCAUCAAGACUUUUAGCAUCGCUUUAAACAAGGGACGAUUGGAAGACGAGGAAAUUACGAAUUUGAGCCGAUUAAUACAAGUAUGACCCGCCACUGGACACUGUUGCUAUGGAAAUGAUGAAAAAACCAUGACAAGUAUUAUUGUUGUCAUGGAAACGUUAAAAUAUGAAUUUUUUGUGCAGGGGCGUAACAUUUGGCACUUCCUGUCCAGUUAUUGUUUAAAUAAAAUAAAUAUAAUAAUGAUCGUU